Arachis duranensis is the source of this 2103-nucleotide messenger RNA. RefSeq names its product protein FAR1-RELATED SEQUENCE 5-like. The transcript has a single exon. Bases 1 to 2103 code for a protein of 700 amino acids. Gene Ontology annotation, molecular function: zinc ion binding. Gene Ontology annotation, biological process: regulation of DNA-templated transcription. The record is from RefSeq and is a predicted model, not a curated record. Lineage: Eukaryota; Viridiplantae; Streptophyta; Magnoliopsida; Fabales; Fabaceae.
AUGGAAUUUGACACAGUACUAGAAGCUAAAGACUUCUGGAAAAGUUACGGUGGAAUGAUGGGUUUUGAUGUUCGACAAUUGUAUGCAAAUAAAUGCAAGCUUGAUAAUUCUGUAAGUAGUUUUAGACUUGUUUGUGCAAAGGAAGGCCAACGAAGACCAGAUAAACGGGAUCAUUUAACAAAGCAACCUCGCGCCGAGACUAGAACAAGUUGCCAAGUAAGAAUGUCACUCAAGUUUGCUCGAGAUAUUAAAAAAUAUGUGAUUUGUGACCUUGAGUUAAAUCACAAUCAUAUUUUGCAAAUUUCGGAAACCAGUCAUAUGAUGCCAUCACAAAGAAAGAUUUCAGAAGUACAAGCAUUGCAAAUAGAUUUGGCAGAUGAAGCUGACAUAAGACCAAAGGAAACACAUGAACUAACAAAUUUACAAGCUGGUGGUAAAGAUGUCCUUGGAUAUACCAAACAAGACCAAAAGAACUAUCUUCGAAGCAAACGAAAGCGAGACUUGGCCUAUGGUGAAGCAGGUAGUUUAUUAAAGUAUUUUCAUCGGCAACUACUUGAUAAUCCCUCAUUUCAAUAUGCUAUACAGUUAGAUAACGAAGAGAAAAUAACAAAUAUUUUUUGGGCUGAUGCAAGAAUGGUUAUUGAUUAUGCUAUCUUUGGUGAUGUAAUCACAUUUGAUACUACAUACUGCACAAACAAAGAAAAUAGACCAUUGGGUGUUUUUUGUGGAUUCAAUCACCAUCGAGAAAUAGUAAUAUUUGGCGCUGCUCUUUUGUAUGACGAAUCAAAAGAAUCUUUUAUAUGGUUAUUUGAAUCAUUUUUGGAAGCUCACAUGCAAAAAAAGCCUAAAACUAUUUUCACUGAUCAAGAUCCUGCUAUGGCAAGUGCUUUGGUAGAAAAAAUGCCUGAAACAUAUCAUGGAUUAUGUGUCUGGCAUAUUAUGCAAAAUGCUAUUCGACAUUUAGGGAAUAAGUUGAAAGAUGGUUCUUUUAUCUUGAGAGAUUUCAAAGCUUGUAUAUAUAAUUCUGAAGAUCAGUUUCAAUUUCAAGAGACAUGGGAUGCAUUGCUUCAAAGAUACAAAGUGGAAGACAAUUCUUGGUUGAAGAGUAUUUAUAAAGUGAAGGAAAAAUGGGCUCAUUGCUAUAUGAAGAAGGUGUAUACUAUUGGAAUGCGAAGUACUCAACUUAGUGAAAGUUUUAACAGUGAUUUGAAAGAUUUUAUGCGGUCAAAUUUAGACAUAAUACAUUUUCUCAAACAGUUUGAGCUAGCUGUUGGUGGCAAGCGAUACAAAGAGCUACAAGCUGAAUACAAUGCAAGACAAAAGCUUCCUAGACUUAAGAUGAUUCAUUCGCCGUUAUUGAAGCAUGCUGCACAGGUAUAUACUCCUAAUGCAUUUGAUUUAUUUCAAAAUGAGUUUGAUUGGAGUUCUGCUGCAUAUAUUAUUUCUCGUAUAGAGAACAAUCAAAUGUCUGAAUAUCAAGUUGCUAUUUUUGAUAAAGAUGGAGAAUACACUGUAUCCGGCAAUGUGAAAGAUAUGAUUAUUUCUUGUAGUUGUGGAAUGUUCGAAACAAUGGGUGGAAUAUUUGAAAUAACAGGAUUCUUAUGUUGUCAUUGUUUAAAAGUUUUAAAUGUUUGGGAUGUGAAGCAAAUUCCGGCUCAAUACAUUAUGAAAAGAUGGACUAGAGAAGCAAGAGAGAUGAUUGUUCAUGACUCAGAUGGAAAAGUUGUUCAAAGUGAUACUAGAGCGGAUGCUACAGCACGGUACAAGAAUAUAUGUUUCAAAGCAAUCAAAUUAGCUGCUCGAUCAUCAGAUUUUGAAGUAACAUCUAAUUUUGUUGAGCAAGUUAUAGAGGAGACAUAUAAGAAGGUAGAUUCUUUUUGUAGACACAAUCAAAAUGAUAAUGUUUCAAAUAUUUUGAAUGCAAAAGAAAUCGUUAAUAGCUGUUCAGAUGGAGAUGCGUUAGAAAGAUUACUUGAAAAUGUGAAAGGAUUGAAAAAAAAGGAAGGACGACAAGGUAGAAAAAGACUCAAGAGCUGGGUUGAAAAACAAUCAAACAAGAGAAUGGCGUCAACAAAUGGAGUGAAGUUACAACACCAAAUUUAG